GGGCGGCAACGGCUAGCAGUCACCGCCUCCUGCAAGUGCCAGAGCUAGUCCGGCAGCGCCGAGGCUGCGGUGGCAGUAGCGGACCUGCGGGACCCCGGGGGGGAAGGGGGAGCCGCAAAGCCCCCGCUGAGGCCGCUGCUGCUGGGCCUCCCCUUCCCCCCGGACGGGCGCCAUGCGGGGGGGUCCGGGCGAAGCGGAGCGGCGGCAGCGAUGGGGUCGCCUCUUCGAGGAGCUGGACAGUAACAAGGAUGGCCGCGUGGACGUGCACGAGUUGCGCCAGGGACUGGCCCGGCUGGGAGGGGGCGACCCAGACCGCGGCGCCCAACAGGGCCUCUCCCCGGAGGGUGGUGCUGACCCAGAUGGCGGGCUGGACCUGGAAGAGUUUACCCAAUACUUGCGGGAGCGGGAACAGCGCCUGCUGCUUCUGUUCCACAGUCUGGACCGGAAUCAGGACGGUCACAUUGAUGUCUCUGAGAUCCAGCAGAGUUUCCGAGCUCUGGGCAUUUCUAUCUCCCUGGAGCAGGCGGAGAAAAUUCUACACAGCAUGGACCGUGAUGGCACCAUGACCAUCGACUGGCAGGAAUGGCGUGAUCACUUCCUGUUGCAUUCUCUGGAGAAUGUGGAAGACGUACUCUAUUUCUGGAAGCAUUCCACGGUCCUGGACAUUGGCGAGUGCCUGACUGUCCCUGAUGAGUUCUCGGAGAAGGAGAAGCUGACCGGCAUGUGGUGGAAGCAGCUGGUGGCCGGUGCGGUGGCGGGCGCUGUGUCGAGGACAGGCACAGCCCCCCUGGACCGCCUAAAGGUCUUCAUGCAGGUCCACGCCUCCAAGACCAACAGGCUGAACAUCCUGGGGGGCCUACAGAGCAUGAUCCGAGAAGGGGGUGUGCGCUCCCUGUGGCGUGGCAAUGGGAUCAAUGUGCUCAAGAUUGCACCUGAGUCAGCUAUCAAAUUCAUGGCUUAUGAGCAGAUCAAGCGGGCCAUCCGGGGGCAGCAGGAAACACUGCAUGUGCAGGAGCGAUUUGUGGCUGGAUCCUUGGCUGGUGCCACAGCCCAGACCAUCAUUUACCCAAUGGAGGUGCUGAAGACGCGAUUGACGCUUCGCCGGACGGGCCAGUACAAAGGGCUGUUGGACUGCGCAUGGCAGAUCCUGGAGCGAGAAGGGCCCCGCGCCUUCUACCGUGGCUACCUGCCCAACGUUCUGGGCAUCAUCCCCUACGCCGGCAUCGACCUGGCCGUCUAUGAGACCCUGAAGAACCGAUGGCUCCAGCAAUAUAGCCACGACUCGGCAGACCCAGGCAUCCUCGUGCUCCUGGCCUGCGGCACCAUCUCCAGCACCUGUGGCCAGAUAGCCAGUUACCCCCUGGCCCUGGUCCGGACCCGUAUGCAGGUCCAAGCCUCCAUCGAGGGCACCCCCCAGCUCUCCAUGCUGGGUCUGCUCCGUCACAUCUUGUCCCAGGAGGGCGUGCUGGGCCUCUACCGGGGCAUCGCCCCCAACUUCAUGAAGGUUAUCCCGGCUGUGAGCAUCUCCUAUGUGGUCUACGAGAACAUGAAGCAGGCCCUGGGGGUGACGUCCAGAUCCCAAGCCUCAACCUGCUGGAACCUGACUCGUAAAACCACAAUCACAAGAGCCCAGCGGCAGAGCGAGUGGGUCCUGGCAACUGCAGCUAUUGGAUCCCCAAUCCCUUCACCGCAGGCCCUGGAUACUGAAACCUCACUCAUAGGAAAUGGACUCUGGCCCUUCCAGGCACUGGAUUCCAAUCCCUUAGCCCCUGGUUUCUGACCCCAAUCCUCCCAGGCACUGGCUCCUGAACACUCAGAUACCAUGUCUAGAUCCCAAUAGGCUGAUCGCAGCAUCCUGGAUCUCACGUGUCCCCCAUCCCAGACACACACCAGCGCCCAGAGACCUCCUCCACCAUGACAUGAACCCCCGUAGUGUAGGGAGCCUGUGGGAACCCCAGGUCCUGGCCUCCUGAAAACCCAUGAGACUUGUCCAGUUUCCUGAAAUGGCUCGCACUGACACUGGGUCCACCCCCCCUUCCUUGCAUGGCCACACCCUUGGGUCCUAUGGGCACACUGCUCCCUCCAAUGAUCCCCCCCAACCCUCUGCAGUGUCUUCCACUCCCAAACUUGUCGGCUGAUAACCCUCAGAGCCUGGGUACCUCUGGAAGAGCCAGCUGCUCUUUCCUGGAGACUGGCAAGGAGGUAAUCUGAGGUAGGGGACACAUUAAAGGGACCUCCCCCCAACCCCAGCACUGCCAGCCUCUUCUCAGUCUUCAAAGGUGGAAGCCAGGGGCAAAUGAACACAGACCACCUUCCCUAAACCCAAGCAUCCAAUUACGCAAAAUGGACCAAAUCCCCAGAACUCAUUCCAGGUCUAUUUUUCUAUGGAGAGGAGCAGACAUCUUCCAAACCCCCACUCUCACAACUAACCCAAACCCCCAAGACCCCCUCAUACAUUCUGCACUUUAUAGUUGGAUCCUGAGCUUAGGAUAACUGGGGGACUCCUCACAAGUAUUUGGGGAACCCAUUAAAGGACUGCAGAAGAGGAACUGGGAUGUUUGUAGGGGGUGGAGGACCCCCCCCCCGCAAGGCUUCCACCUCCUCCCACCUACACCAUACCCCACCUCCCUGCCUGUGUGUGUUAUUUCAAAGGAAAAGAACAAAAGGAAUACAUUUUCUAAGCUCUU
Molecule: messenger RNA, 2687 nt
Organism: Rhinolophus ferrumequinum (greater horseshoe bat)
Lineage: Eukaryota; Metazoa; Chordata; Mammalia; Chiroptera; Rhinolophidae
Gene: SLC25A23
Product: solute carrier family 25 member 23
Exons: 11
Coding region: 173-1780 (535 amino acids)
Biological process (GO): transmembrane transport
Molecular function (GO): calcium ion binding; ATP transmembrane transporter activity
Source: RefSeq, a predicted model, not a curated record